CACAGUCCAUACCGCAUUCUAGACUGGUGCGAGAGAUGGACUGUGACCUUAGAGAAGCGAGAUAUCGCAUCCUAUGACCGGUCAUUCGCGAUCCGGCGCUGCUCCCUCAAGUCCGUCGUCCUCUUCCCUCAGGCAGAAUCAGCUCACCCAAUUGAAAGUGAAAUAGAGCCGUCGCCGGUGAGGGAUUCCAAAGUCCCCAUCAUCUUCGUCUUUGGUAAGAUCUUGCUUUUCCCCCUUUCCAGUUCCAUUCCACGUUGUUCAAUGGAUGUUGGAACACGGGAGUUGGUCUCGAUUUGCUCAGGUGGCCCAGGUUCCGGGAAAGGCACUCAGUGUGAGAAGAUUUCAGCGAAGUACGGGUACAAACACGUGAGCACAGGGGAUCUGCUGCGAGAGGAGGUUCAAUCUGGAUCCACACGGGGUCAGGAGCUGUCUGCCAUCAUGGCGAAGGGAAACCUUGUUCCCAUGGAUGUGGUCUUAGACUUGCUGAAAGAGAGAAUGGUGAGUCUACUGCAGGAUGCCAAGGGAUACCUCAUUGAUGGCUACCCUCGUGAGGUUGUCCAAGCUAUUGCCUUUGAAAACAAGAUCGCUCCGUGCUCUCUGGUGAUAUAUUUUAACGUAUCAGAUGACACUAUGACAAAGAGAUUGACGAAGAGGGGUGAGACGUCGGGGAGAGUUGAUGACAACGAGGAGACCAUCCGGAAGAGACUUCAAACUUUCCAUAAUCAAACGAAGCCAGUGCUCGAUAAGUAUGUGGAUAUAACAAGAACGGUUCCAGCUGAAGGGGAAAUUGAUGCAAUAUUUGCUGAAGUAUGCAAAGCUAUUGACUCUUGUAUCCCACAGAGCAAGUGAAGUGCCUAGGGUUUCCUGUUGCGUUCCCCUUCCCCCCCCCCCCAUGUUUGUCGGUGUUCUGCCCUUUUCUCUUAGGUGAGACUUGCUGCUUUUGGGAGGAAUGCUGCUAAUCCUGCCAUUGAAUGUACCUGAGCAGCCAAUUCUGGAGUCUUCAACUGCCUAUCCAUGUGACUCCAGUGUUGUUUCCUCUGUUUGGGAGUACAAGGUUCAUGAAUCUGAUGGGGUUCAAUGGUUCAGUGUUGAAUGCAUUUGAGAGUGCAAUUGCAAGUUCUCAUCAUGGAUCAGUUAGGAUAUACUUCCUUAGUGUGGCAUUAAAUAUGACAUUAAGUUGGACUUAAUUGUUGUUCCUCAGCUG
This is a messenger RNA of Darwinula stevensoni, 1204 nucleotides long. The record is from the annotation of a GenBank genome assembly. Lineage: Eukaryota; Metazoa; Arthropoda; Ostracoda; Podocopida; Darwinulidae.